GAUGUCAGCAUUUAGCGUUCCACGUCCCCCAUUCCACGUUUAGCUACGCUCAGUGCAAUCUCUUGCAGUCCGCUUUUGUAAAUGCGAGUAGGAACACUUCAGAAUGCUCGGCCGAAUACAUCCAAGGCAGGGCGGCUAUAUAUACAGCCAUGACUGCUGCAAGUAUUGUACACGAGUCUGUAUUCGACUUGAAUUUUCGCAGAAGGCGAAUAUUAGAAGCUCGCUUCGACAAUGCCCGAAUUAACGCUAUAUCGCAAAGAUGGCGCUUGUUCCUUCGUUCCACAUGCGCUCUUGCGCCACCUUGCUAUUCCUUUCAAAGCUAUCGUUAUGAGAGAGGGCCCGGAUGGCUACGAGGCGGCGGACGGUAGCCUCACGCAUGCGGAAUAUCUAAACAUCAAUCCCCUCGGUUAUGUGCCUGUCCUCAUCGUUGAUGGAGAGGUCAUCACGGAAAUGCCGGCAAUCUUGACAAUGAUUGCCCAUCUAGCCCCAGAUCAGGAGGCGGGAAGAGAAAUGCUUGGACGAACGCCGCUAGAGAAGGCCAGAGUGGUGGAAUGGAUGGCUUGGCUAUCAGGCUCGCUACACAGUCUCGGGUUUGCGGCGUUUUGGCGCGAAUAUCGGUUCGUAGAGGAGCACUCGGAAUGCUAUCCUCCGGUGAAGGAAAAGGGCAGGAAAGUCAUCAAGCAAUGCUUUGAACGCAUCGAUAAACGACUAAAAGGUAGAAAUUACGCCGUUGGGGAUGCCUUCACUGUGGUGGAUUUCAACUUGUAUCUCUUUUGGAGAUGGGGAAAUGACAUUGGUUUCAAUAUGAAAGAAAGAUUCCCGCACUAUGGGUUAGUCUUGCAGAACACGGAGAAGUUGGACAGCAUAAGAGGGGCAGUGAGGGAGGAAGGACUCUCUCUGUAUGCCUAGUUGUAAAAAUGACUAACAACUCAAUCGCUAUCGACUUCAGUACCAAAGCAAGGAGCAUAUUCUAGGGAAGUGCUAGAAGUAGAGACAUAACUGUUAGAUAGU
Molecule: messenger RNA, 1011 nt
Organism: Macroventuria anomochaeta
Lineage: Eukaryota; Fungi; Ascomycota; Dothideomycetes; Pleosporales; Didymellaceae
Product: glutathione S-transferase
Exons: 1
Coding region: 232-909 (225 amino acids)
Source: RefSeq, a predicted model, not a curated record